AUGGAAACUGAUCCUAACAAAGUUGCAAGAUGGGAAGGCUCAGAUAGCAACCGAUUUGAGAGGCUAUUCAUUGCAUAUGGAUGCUCAAUUAAAGGCUUUGUGGAAGCUUGUGCAUUUGAUGCAGACAAUGAGUUGUUUCCUUUAGCAUAUGGUAUUGUUAGCGGAGAAACAAAUGAUGAAUGGACUUGGUAUCUACAGAAUCUGAAAGAGAUAACUAGAUCAGCACAAGUGACAAUUGUCUCAGAUCGGAGUAAUACUAUUAUCGGUGCUGUCAGGACAGUAUUUGAUGGUGACAGACAUGCUUUUUGCUAUCGACAUGUGAAAGAAAAUUAUAGUGCGCAGUAUGUGAAAAUCAAUAGAGGUGUGAGACGGACCUUAGAAAAUAACAAGGAGAAUGCACUUAAUUUACUUGAUGGAAUUGCAUAUGCAAGGCAUGAUAAUGAGUUUAAUGUUGCAAUGGGAAAUUUAAGAUUGUUUUGUCCUCAAUUGGCACAAUGGGUUGAAUCUCAUGGGGAUGUGGAUAGAUGGGCACAAAGUAAAUUUCCUUUUAAAAGAUGGGAUAACAUCACCAAUAAUCUUGUUGAGUCUUUUAAUGCAUGGAUGUUGAAAGAAAGGAAGCACGCCUUGCCGGUUUUGAUACAAGAGCAUCAAGAGAAGUUGGCCAAGAAGAUGGUUGCUAGCAAAAUGGGGAUGAAAAGCUGGAAAAAUGGUAUAGGACCCAAUAUUGAAUCAAAGUUGUCGGAACAAAUAACAAGAGGUGCGUAUAUGGAGGCAACAUAUUAUGGUGAUGACCAUAUUUCGGUGCAGACAAUACAUGAGGGACGCAUCAUCUAUGUUGCUGUUGAUCUGAUUUCUCACAGAUGCACAUGUUUGGCAUGGCAAAUGAGUGGAAUACCUUGUCCACAUGCUUGUGCAGCAAUCAAACUAGUUCACCAUAGUGUGUAUGAUUAUGUAGAUGAUUGUUACAAAUUGUCCACAUAG
This is a messenger RNA of Neltuma alba, 981 nucleotides long. RefSeq lists its product as uncharacterized. Bases 1 to 981 code for a protein of 326 amino acids. The transcript is spliced from 2 exons. Gene Ontology annotation, molecular function: zinc ion binding. The record is from RefSeq and is a predicted model, not a curated record. Lineage: Eukaryota; Viridiplantae; Streptophyta; Magnoliopsida; Fabales; Fabaceae.